This is a messenger RNA of Miscanthus lutarioriparius, 2652 nucleotides long. The record is from the annotation of a GenBank genome assembly. Lineage: Eukaryota; Viridiplantae; Streptophyta; Magnoliopsida; Poales; Poaceae.
AUGGCACCAACAACGGCGACGAAGCAGCGGCAGCUAGUACAGUCAUUAGCGGCCAACAAGUCGUUACCGCCGCCGCCGCCACCACCCUGCCGCAGCGGCUCCUUCUCAUCACAAGACGACGAUGUGGUGCGGCAACUGGUGACGGGGCGUUGGCGUUCGUCCCAGUCGUCGGGCCUCCGUGCCGCCCUGGCCUGCACCAUCGUGGCCCUCGUCUCCCUCUACGCACCGGCCGCCCUCCGCCGCCACAUCACCUUCCCGGCCUUCUCCUACGUCGUCACCGUCAUCCUCGUCACGGACGCCACUCUCGGCACGGCCCUGCGCGGCGCCGUGAGCGCGCUCCACGGCACCCUCAUUGGCACCGCGCCCUCCGUGGCGGCGCUGCUGCUCGCGCACCGCACGGGCGCGGCGGAGUCGGUGGUGGCCACGUCGGCCGUGGUGGCGCUGACGGCGUUCGCGGUGGCGCUGCCGGAGUCGGUGGGGCCGGUGGCGAAGCGGAUCGCGCUGGGGCAGGCCAUCAUAAUCUACGUGGCCAGGUUCCAGCAGGGGGAGCGCCCCAGCCGCGGCCUGGCGCUGCUGCACCCGGCCAACGUGGUGGCGUGCACGGCGCUCGGGGUGGCGGCGGCGCUGCUGGCCGUGCUGCUUCCCUGGCCGAGGAUGGCCACACGGGAGGCCAGGGACAAGAGCAGAGCGUACAAGGUGGUUGCCGCCGAGAGGGUCAGGGUCCUGGCUGACGCCUUUAUUGGUGUGGGUGUGGCGGCCGAGGCGUGCAGCCGGCAGCGGCGAUGGCAGAUGGCGUCGUGCAUGUCGGAGGCCAACCGGCUGGCCUCCGCAAGUACAACCCUCCUCAACCGCAUGAACGCCAUCAAGGAGGAUUUGCAGUGGGAGCGAGCGAUGGUGGUGGUGGACGACAACAAGAGCAGCAUCGAGAUGCCCCUGACGGGAAUGCAGAUCGCACUCGCUACGAUGCAACAAGCCGACGGCCGCCACCCUGAUUCUGAUGGGAGGAACAACGACAACAAUAAGGAAAACAUGGUCGUCGGCCUUGUCAUGGCGAUGAGGGACCAAAUACGCCUCGCCCUCCUCACGCCCAACAAGCAGAGGAGAUUUGGAUUAUCCAGCACGGCCACUGCCACGCCCAGCAAGUCCCUCUGCUACUUGCCAACUCCGACCAACUACGACUACCACGAGCGCCAGCAGCUGGCGCCUUUUUUGUUCAUCUUCUCCCUCUAUCAGCUCCAUCGUCGCUGCUGCGGUGCUGGUCCCGAGACGCCAUUGACGGCAGAGGCAGCUGCCAUGCCCAACGCCAAGCAGGUAGCGCUGGCAACAACAACGACGACAGGACAAGAAUUACUAUUAGAGCAAGAAGAAGAACUGGAGCAAGUGGGGCAGGACGAUUCAUCUUCACAAGCAGAGGCAGCCACUGCAACUGCAGGAGAGAAGGCUACGACGAACAAGCACCAGCAGACACGCGGCCCAUCAGCAGGUUGUAUCAGCUGGCGGUGGCCUCGGCGUCGUCGGCUCGUGGCGGCGGCCAAGUGCGGCUUCUCGCUCGGCCUUGCCGUCCUGCUGGGCCUGCUCUUCAGCAACGACCACGGCUUCUGGUCGGGCCUCAUCGUCGCCACCACCAUGACGGCGGAGCGCGAAUCCACCUGGGCUGUGGCCGUGGCGCGCGCCCACGGCACCGCCCUGGGCUCCAUCUACGGCGUGCUGUGCUGCCUGCUCAUGUCGCAGCAGCAGCUCCUGACCAUGGGCCUGCGCUUCGUGGCCCUCCUCCCCUGGAUGGUCCUCGCCACCUUCCUCAAACGCAGCCGCGCCUACGGCCCCGCCGGCGGCGUGGCGGCCGCGCUGUCGGUCGUCAUCAUCAUGGGGCGCCGCUACGACGAGGCUCCCAUGGCCUUCACCAUCGCGCGCCUGGUGGAGACCUUCAUAGGCAUCUCCUGCGCCGUCCUGGCGGACCUUGUGUUCCAGCCCGGAGCCAGGCCGUCGGUGCAGGCCAGGGAGCAGCUCACCCGCUGCAUCGCCGUGCUGGCAGACCGCUGCUGCCUAGUUGCUGAGCCUUCAUCAGAAUUGAAGAGGGUGCAGCAGGAGCUGGUUCUCUUGAGGAAGUACGCCAUGGAGGCCGGCACCGAGCCCACCUACCUGUGGCUGCCGCCCUUCCCAGCGGCCUGCUACGACAAGAUCCAGGGCAGCCUCGGCAGGAUGGUGCAGCUGCUGCAGCUCUACCACCAGGCACGCCGGCACCAGCAGGUGGACGUGGACGAUGACACCAACGCCAACACCAUCCAGCAGCGGCGCUUCAGCAGCCUCGCCUCCAGCUCCCUCAGCCACUGCCUCCAGAUGCUGGAACCACGCAAAGAGGCCGAGGGCCAGGUCGUCGAUCUUGAGGCUGGGACAGCGGCUGGUGGCGUCGGCUGCAGCUGCUGCUACAAGGAUGAUGAGGUGGUGGGCUCCUUCCUAGCAGAGGCACGAGAGGCAAAGCUGCUGCUGCUGAAUGGCGACGACGACGACAGCGUGCAGCAACCAGAGGAGAGAUUGUUGCUAGUGUGCUGCCUGGGCUCCAUUGCCCUGUGCAUGGGAGAGAUCCUCAAGGAGGCCCAGCUGCUGGAGGCGCACAUCCUAGACCUCAACAGCCUGCAGCUCACCACUCACUGA